ACAACUCCCAACCCAAUCCAGCCCAGCAAUCAACAAUUCCCCCGGUCGUUUUCACUUGACAUCCCCCGUCCCAUAGAUCGCCGGCGAUGGCUCCGGCCGUUGCCGCGGCGGCGUCGGCGGCGAUGAGGCAGGCACUGCGGGACCGGCAGAUCCUCGAUGCCGUGGGCACUGGCGCUGCGGCGCUCUCGCUGGCAGGCUCCUCCUUCAUCGUGAUCUGCUACCUCCUCUUCCGCGAGCUCCGCAAGUUCUCCUUCAAGCUCGUCUUCUACCUAGCCGUCUCGGAUAUGUUUUGCAGCUUAUUCACUAUAUUGGGGGGGCCAUCGAAUGCAUUUUACUGCUUUGCACAUGACUACAGUGCUCAUUUCUUCUGUGUGGCUUCUUUUCUAUGGACAACCACCAUAUCAUUCACUCUGCAUCGCACAGUUGUAAAACACAAAACUGAUGUUGAAGAAUUUGGAUCUAUUUUCCACUUAUAUGUGUGGGGAACUUCACUAUCUACCACUGUAUUACGUUCGAUAGGAAGUGACUACGGAAGACCAGGCACCUGGUGCUGGAUUCAGCAGGGAAGCAUGGCAAAGGUCCUACAUUUAAUAACCUUUUAUCUUCCACUUUGGGGUGCCAUUUUGUACAAUGGGUUUACAUACUAUGAAGUAAACCGCAUGCUGAAUAAUGCAACGCAGAUGGCUGCUGGCAUAAGUGAUCAAUCAAAUCAGUCUGACAUUAGGGCAGGCAGGAAGGCAUUUAACCGAUGGGGUUAUUACCCUCUAAUUCUAAUCGGUUCAUGGGCGUUUGCAACUAUCAAUCGUCUUUAUGACUUUGCCAAUCCAGGGCACAGGAUAGUCUGGCUCUCGUUUCUUGAUGUUGGGUUCGCUGGACUUAUGGGCCUAUUCAAUUCCAUUGCUUAUGGGCUAAACUCUUCUGUGCGCCGAGCUAUUGCAGAGAGAAUCGACACGUUCCUACCUGAGAGAAUAAAAAGGAGCCUCCCUGCUUUGUCAAGGCUGAGGAGUCAACAGGAAAAUGAACUCACUUCUCUUAUCGUUGAGGGUAACUGAUAUGUAAUGGAAUUUCCAUGCACACGAAGCCUUUUUUUUGUUUAUCUGUUCGUUCUUCAAUCUCCAACAAGGGAAUGCAACAUCACUGUAAGAGCAGUGGGUUAGUAACACGUCGAAUUGGUUCCGCUGUGUCCAUUGUUGAUCGUCUUAACACGAGACCUGGGGUUUGGGGUUCACCGCUCCCGCUCCGGCCGGAGUACAUAGGAGGGCUAGAGUAGGAACAGUCGGUAGAUAGACUGAUGUUCAUCUGUAGCUAGGUAAGCAGAGUUUGUUUGUUCAGAUGUACGAGUAUAACCACCUGUGUAUAAUGCACAUUCUAGCGCCACAUGGUUGCAAAUUUUCAGUUCCCCCCCCCCC
Messenger RNA from Zea mays, 1409 nucleotides. Its product is annotated as G protein-coupled receptor. Gene Ontology annotation, biological process: cell surface receptor signaling pathway; adenylate cyclase-activating G protein-coupled receptor signaling pathway. Gene Ontology annotation, cellular component: plasma membrane. The transcript is spliced from 9 exons. The record is from RefSeq and is marked validated. Gene Ontology annotation, molecular function: G protein-coupled receptor activity. Lineage: Eukaryota; Viridiplantae; Streptophyta; Magnoliopsida; Poales; Poaceae. The coding region runs from base 87 to 1052 and encodes 321 amino acids.